Moneuplotes crassus is the source of this 584-nucleotide messenger RNA. The record is from the annotation of a GenBank genome assembly. NCBI's taxonomy places the organism in Eukaryota, Ciliophora, Spirotrichea, Euplotida, Euplotidae.
CCUGACUCUUGACAAUACAGAACUUCAGAUGAAAUUGAGAGAGGCCCUAAUUCAGAAGAAACAAGAUGAGGAAUCAAAGAAUGAUCUUAUUGAUCAUAAAGAUGAUUUAGAAAAUAGACUAGCAAAGAGCUAUAACAAGAUAGAAUCACUUAAAUCAGAAAACAUUGAACUUAAAUCAGAAAACAUUGAGCUUAAAUCUGAAAACAUUGAGUUAAAAUCUGAAAGAGAUUCUUAUAAAAAGAAAUGCAAGAAGCCUAAGUCACCACGAAAGGAGACUCCUCGUAAGCCUAGAAUCCCAAGGGCUCCCAAGAAGUAUCCUAUCGAAGAGAACAAGGAAGAUCAACCUGUAGAGUUUCAGAAGAAGAUUGAACUUGAAUCUUAUACAACAGAGAGUGAGAUUGUUAUUUCUGGAAUGAUUCAAAAUUCUGAGGAAGCUGCUAUAGAAGAGGAUGGCUCGAAUGAGUCAGAAGAGGAAGAUGGGCAAAGAGAACUACAUCCUCAGUAAUCUCUGCCCAAGCUUAUCUCCAGACCAUGGCUUAGGGCCAUUCAUCCCAUAAUUCUUACUUUUCUCAAGCCAGUUAUUC